Messenger RNA from Drosophila biarmipes, 3646 nucleotides. RefSeq lists its product as uncharacterized. The record is from RefSeq and is a predicted model, not a curated record. The coding region runs from base 210 to 2675 and encodes 821 amino acids. NCBI's taxonomy places the organism in Eukaryota, Metazoa, Arthropoda, Insecta, Diptera, Drosophilidae. The transcript is spliced from 2 exons.
UUUAAAUUCAAAUCUAUUUUUAUUCAGCGGAAAAAUUCUAGCAUCCCCGAGGAAUUCACUAAAAUGGCCGCCUCAUCAAACGGAAAAAAUGUUCAAGCAAGUAAGCCAAAUGGUGUUACUACUAUUAGUUAUUUGAACAAACUAUGUAGAAACCUACCAAACCACAAAUAAAAAUUGCAAGUAUUUAAGUUUGGAAUAUUAACUGCACCAUGAACAUUUUGAAGAGAAGCCGUGUGCUGAAUCGAAAUUGUCUGCGCGAAAAGAUUCAGAGCCUUUCGCCCCUUCUGCGGACCCUGGAUAUUGGACCUCCGAGCAAGGACUCUGUUUUUAGGGCCUCUUGGAGCUACUAUGCCAGCGACUGUCAGGAGCGACUGUCGAACAUUCGCAGGCGCAUCGCACAGAACGCUAGGAUAGUGGCUCCCAAAAAAGGACCCCUUUCUGUGCUACCCUUUAAUGAGAGCCUGUUGCCGCCAGGAGUAGAUUUGGAUGAGCACAUCUAUCAGGAAUUGGUGUCCUGUUUUCGAAAUGCGGAAAGCACUGAUUCAGUGAAGAAAACCUCGAUUAAAGCAUCGAAAGUGCAAGGGUUUUUCGAUAUGCGCAAGUUCUCCACUCCGGAACAAUGGUCUUCCUGGAAGCAGGAGGAACAGCAAGUGCAUCAGUUGCUAGAAAAAUCCUACGAUCCGUACUUGAAAGAAGAAAUGACCAAGAAGCUGGAACAUUUACAAAAACUCACCAAGCGACGGCCUUUGGUAGUGCUUCCAAAUCAGGAGAAAAACCUGGAAAGACAAAAGAAGUCACAGCCCAAGAAAAGAAAAUUUAGGGCAAAGUCUAGGAAUAAAUCAAAGUCAGAGGUACACCAGACCCUGAAAAGUAACACAAAAAUGGCUGAUAAAUAUAAAACCCCCAAGAAUUCAAGCCAUUUAUCAGAAAUCCCUUUAAAGUCGGCAACAGAAAAUAAAUACUCUAAAAACUCAAGUAAAAUCCCAAACCAUCUGGCAGACAGACAUAAACCCUCGUCAGCUAAUUUGAAAAAUAAGAGUAUCACAAAAAUAGAAGAUAAUAAUAAAACCGCUUCGAUGUCAAGUGAUACCCCAAAGAAUAUAGCAAUUAUACAUUCAAGGAAAAGCCUUUCGCAAUCGGCAAGUAAAAGUAAAUCCAGUAUUAGUGUGAGAAAAACGGCUGCGAACUUCUCGGAUAAACUGAAGCCUACCUUAGCUGAUUUAACCAUGAGCAGAUUUUUCGCCGAACAUCCGAGUCUAGAAAGUAUCUCCAGCUCAAGGCGUACUACUUAUACCAAACUUCCAAGGCCUAAACCUACAGAAAGGGUCAGUGAAAGUAGCCAAGAAGAAGAUGGAAUAUACGGCAUUGAUGAAGAAAAGGAGUCCCAACGCUUAGACACCAAAGACACCCAAUUGAUAACUCGCGAAAUUUUCCAAAAAGAUCGAAAUUCACAAAUAUCUACAAAAACGAAACAGAGGAAAAUUAAAAUUCCUAAAUAUCAACAGCUAAAGGAGAAGAAAUUGACAAAAGAUGAGGAAAUUUCAGAAGAUAUACCCCCCUUAAGUCAGAUUUCACAGAACGAAAGUGAAAUAAAAUCGAAGAGUAAGGAAAUGACAAAAGCUAAACAGUCAAAAUCCGAGGGGAAACUGCAAAUAGAGGAACUCAAAUUAUCAAAGAUCACAAAAGACGAGCAAACUUAUGAAGAGCGGAGGCAGAGUUUCGUUUCCAAAGGAAAGUCCCACUCUUUGAUCAAUAUUCCCUAUGCUAGCCAUCAGUACAUUCACGAAAUCCUGAAAGGUCUGACUAAAAGUGAUCCCUCGCUCUUUGGGGCCUUCAAGGGUAAACAUGGCAGUCCAAUCUUUUCACCUUACAAGGGACAAUCCUACAAUGAUACUACAAGCGGAGAUCAGAGAAGGGAGAAGAGCGUGACAAGUGGCGGUUGGUCUAUAAGUUUAAAGCCAAGUUUACCUCCUGUCAACCCAAUGGCUCAUCGAAAGCCUUAUAUUUUAAAAAAGAAAGCACUCCGGGAAAUGGCCCAAAAAGAUUAUACAAUUGAACCGGAGGAUAGCACUGAAAUUCGGAGUGUUCGAGGAACCCUAUCUGAUCUACCCUUUAAAAAGACACCAGAAAGUCUCUUUCGUUCCAAAAAUGACUCCGAAGAUGACGUACACUUGAAUAUAGAAGCGAAACCUAUAGUUAUUGCCGAUAUGAUAUCUCAGUUUUUGGACUCUUAUGGCUCCGAAAUAAGUUUUAUUCAAUCGUAUCCUGAUUUAUUUAGGUCCAAUGUGCUGGAACAGAUUUCACUGAUGAGUGUCAUAGAAAAGAUAAAGCCCAAGAAAAAAAAGAAACGUGUGGAAAAGAAAGUACUAGAAGUGAAGAAGAUGCCAUCGAAGCACUUUGUCUGUUCCUUGUGCAACUUGGUUAGGAGGAGGCAAUCCGAACUUCGACCUUAUAUGCAGAGGAUGCAGAAGCAACGAGAAAGAUUGGAACAAAAGACCUACUAUGCCCAGAAGUUAUCGAGGUGUCGAAGGGAUCCACAACAGUGUGCCCUGGAAAAUCAGAAGAGAGCCCAUAUCCGCAGGGUUCUCUCUAAAUGCUAUAAGGCACUGGAUCUUUGCCACCAAAUCGUGGAGCAAAAGAUAUUACAAAAAUCUGAAGGAUGUUACCAGAGAUGAAGAAUGUAUAUAUAAAUACAUAUUGUAGAAAGUGAUGAGAUAGAAUCCAACUAAAUAAAUGCCUGUCUGUGAGUUAAUCUCUUCACUGGAACGCUUUAAGCGAGUAAAUAGUCGGUGCAGCCCUCUUAAAUAAUUUUAUUCAUUAAUUACCCCGAGUGGGGGAGUGGUAAAUCACUCGAGUUGCCGGCGCCGCGAAGUAUGCAGCGCUGGAAUGCAAACACAGGUGAGAGGACAGGUGUCAAGGUGCUAAAAUGCGUCGGAGCAGCUGCGGCUGAGGCCCCGUGGCUGGGAAGCAAACAAUCCUGACGGAGGAUGUGCAGGAAACUGGAAUGGAAAACUCGCAGCGGAAAUUGAAAAAAUGCUGAAAUGGCGAAGGAAAAUGUGCGAUGGUUUAUGUCUGCUGCUCCGGCGGCGGCCUCAUAAUUGCCUCUAAGUGGCUUAACUUAUUAAAACCAAUUAAGCAAGUCGCCUGCCGAAGGAAACUCUCUUAAUUGCAGCCGAAUUGCGAUUUAAAAAAGUGAAGGAAAUUGCAUACAAAUAUAAUUGGAAAAUUGUCUAAUUGCCUCAGCAGCCGAGGCCAGUUAACAAGCUGUUCCAUCAGCUAAUUAAACUUUCUAGAUUAAAGGCCAAGCUCCAGUCGAUGUAGUUUCUUUGGCAGUUCAAAAGUUGAGAGGUUUACACAAGGACUAAAACGCUUCCAACUUUAUGGCGAAAUCUUCCUAAGACGGAUGGUAAUUCACGCUUCGCGGAGUGCAAAGGAGAAGUUUUGAAGUUGGCUAGAGGGAUAGCACAGGAUUCUAUGUUUAUGUAGACAGGAUAACAGCUCCCAAAAAUUUGUCUAUGUAACCAGUUUCUAAAGGAUUUAAAUUUCAUCUAGGCACUCCCUUGACUUCCUUGAAAUGUAUCUUUGAAGUGUAACUUUAAAUUUUGUUUAAGUUUUAAAAGUGUUAUUUUUUAUUUACACUAUAUAA